AUGAGCUGUUCACCAAAACAAGUCGACGUCAAGGAUCCUGGAGCCGGCCCAGGUCGGAAGCGUGCGUUGAAAAAUAGUUUGAAGGAGCCAAAUGGUUCCCAAGUCAAGCGCAGAACGGUCAAAGACGAAGAACAUCUCUUACCGCCGGUUUCUGCCAAUGUAAAGGCAUCCAAUGCGACUGGAAUAUCUCCAGAAUCUAAAAAUGCAGUUACCGGCAUUAUGGAAAAAACUGACUCCGGUGACACAAAGGUGGUCACAGCGGGUCCUACAGGUCAUCGACCGGUAACUUCUUGCACACAUUGUCGACAACACAAGAUCAAAUGUAAUGCCAGCGAAAAAUUUCCCAACGCAUGUUCUCGAUGCGAAAGAAUGGGUCUGAAAUGUGAGAUAGACCCAGGAUUCAGGCCGAAAAAGGGAUCACAACUUCAGAGUUUACGCAGCGAUGUGGAAGAGCUGAAAUUGAAAGUAGAGUGUCUGGCGUACAACGAACGGCUCAUCGCUUAUGCGCUAGGGAAAAGUGAGUGGGGCCGGAGUCUUUUGCAGCGUGUCAAGCAUGCUGCAAAAUCUACAGAAAACAGUCCGGAAAUCUCGAAGAACACCGGAGACGCUAUCAUCAACAAAGACUCAUCUUUCAAAGUAGCGGCUAAAACCUUUUUAACUGGAGAACCAACUUUAAUUCAAUCGGCUGGCCCGAAUGUUCAAAACGAAUUAGAAUCUUCUGCGGAGCAAGGGCUACACAUCCCCAAGAUCAGUGUUGAUCCUUCUGUACUCAAAGAUGAAUCACUUCCGAGAGUUUUGAGGAUUGCUCUCAAGAGACAUGCAUCAAAAUAUACCCCUUCUCCUGCUAACUCUACUGAUGCUACGAGCCCCGAACUUACCCCCGAUAACAAUGGUGCACAAAUUCCACUAAGCAAUGAAGAACAUGUCGUCGCCACCACAAACGCGGUACAGCCAUUGCCAUCACCACAGGCCAGUAUUGAUGAGUUCAUAUUGGGUGAUGUCCGAAUAUCUCUGAAAAAAGCAAAUGAGCUGCACCGCGUUUUCGUUGAGUCGUUUUUACCGUACUUUCCUAUAAUGUACUCCAAUACAGCUUUGGAGCUUUAUUCACAGUCUCAUCUACUGUUCUGGACCGUCAUGCUUACGGCGUGUCUAUCAGAGCCCGAACCAUCGCUUUAUAAUAGAUUGGCGUCAUUGAUCAAGCAAUUGGCCAUAGAAACUUGUUGGAUUCGGACGCCGCGGUCGACUCAUAUAUCACAGGCAUUAUUAAUACUUUGCACUUGGCCUUUACCCAAUCAAAAAGUCUUAGACGACUGUUCUUACCGGUUUGUGGGGCUUGCAAAAUCGCUUUCCUUUCAAUUAGGCCUACACCGAGGCAAAUUCAUGUCUGAAUUCACCAGGACUCAAACUUCAAUGCCCAAUGCAGAGAAAUGGCGUACGCGUACAUGGUUAGGCAUCUUCUUUGCAGAGCAAUGCUGGGCCAGUAUCUUAGGUUUACCGCCCACUUCUCAAAAUGACCAUCUGAUAGAACUAGCUCGUCUUCGCGAGGAUGAAAGUGCGGUACCUAGCAGGUUCAGACAAUUGAUAUGCCUGGCAAACUUUCAGUCCAGGUUAUGUGGAACAAUGGGUUCAAGUGUCACGACGCCUGACGGCUUACUAGAUGCACAAGAGAGGGGCGGUGCGCUACAGUCUUUAAGAACAGAAUUGGCAAGGCUACAGGCCAAAUUAAAAUUUGAUCAAGAUACCGUGAUUGAAAUGUAUUUUCUCUACGUCAAACUUAUGAUCUGCUGCUUUGCAUUCCUUCCUGGAACUCCAACUGAGUAUCAAAAAGAAUAUGUUGAUGACGCCUACUUGAGUGCGACGAAGGUAGUGACUCUUCUUACGAAACUUUUGGAGACCACCAAUUUGAUACAGCUUCCAAUCUAUGUUCGUCAGAGUGUCACAUAUUCAGCCUUAAUUCUGUUCAAACUUCAGUCAACUCCAUGGAUGCCUGAGAAAUACGUGGACUCAGCACGCCAAUCUGUUGUAACUGUUCACCGGCUGUACAGGAACCAGCUAACAGCGUGGACCGCUAGUGUGGAAAAUGACAUAUCUCGGACCGCUAGCGUACUGGAGAAGUUGAACUUUGUGCUCAUCACGCAACCGGAAAUAUUCAUGGAGAGCGAAGGAAUCAUCACUCGUAUGAGAUCUCAUUUGACAGGCACCUUGUUUUACGAUCUAGUUUGGUGCAUUCACGAAGCCCGCAGGCGCCAAGCAGACCCAAAUUCCAGGAAAGAAGAUAAGAAUCAAGACCAGGCAGCGCGAGAAGUAGAGACAAAACGAGAUAAUGGAAAGGAUAGCAAAAUCUAUAUGAAAAGACUGUGUCCACUACCAUUUUAUAAUCAAAUCUCUAAAGAAGAUUUUGAAACCAUCACACAAACGACUCCUGGGGGCACUACUGUCACCACAUUAAUUCCUACGCAAAAUGCUAUCCAAGAGGCAAAGAGACUAGCGAACAGCCAAGGGGGGAAAAAGGGCCCUAUAAAAUACAUUAACGGAAUCCCAAUUUCAGUUUUAGAAGAGACUGGGAGCAUGAAUCAGGAUGCAGCGCGUUGGGUUGCGGAUGAACCUCUACAUGUUGCUGCACCCAUGCGCCCUGUUACACCCAGUAAUGUGAUCAAAACAAGUGCUACCGCAGAAGACAUCAACCGCAAAUCGCCAUCUCUUUUUGCGCAAUCUAUGCAACGGUCCGCCAGCACUCCGGUUGCCGCAGAAAUACUAGGCCGCGGGCGGGGUCCCACAAGCGCAUCUCCACCUCUGGUUUUGGAGAAUACGCAUUCGUUGUUUGCAGUCAACAAUUCAAAUGUACCAAGUGCCAAUUCACAAAGCUUAACGCUUGGGAAACAGGUGAUACCCGAUUUCAUCGCACCUGCAUCUCCGCUCUUGACUUCAAACUCGUAUUCGAGUCUGAAUGUAUUUUUGAGUGCAGAAAACAAUAUGCAUAAUGGCCACAACCCAGGGAUAACUUCGCAAGGUUUGACUAAACCGUCAUCAGAGCUUAACACAUUUUUCCAAGCCCAGAGUGCUGGUUGGAUGGAGCAGAACUCUGCCAAUGAUGAUGAUAUUUUGGGUUGGUUUGAUAUAAACAUGGCGCCCGAAUUUUGA
Messenger RNA from Lachancea lanzarotensis, 3141 nucleotides. It is a transcript of the gene SEF1, whose product is annotated as LALA0S01e06766g1_1. Bases 1 to 3141 code for a protein of 1046 amino acids. NCBI's taxonomy places the organism in Eukaryota, Fungi, Ascomycota, Saccharomycetes, Saccharomycetales, Saccharomycetaceae. Gene Ontology annotation, biological process: DNA-templated transcription; regulation of DNA-templated transcription. Gene Ontology annotation, cellular component: nucleus. Gene Ontology annotation, molecular function: zinc ion binding; transcription cis-regulatory region binding; DNA-binding transcription factor activity, RNA polymerase II-specific. The record is from RefSeq and is a predicted model, not a curated record. The transcript has a single exon.